AGAAAAGGUGGAGGAGGGCCACGGGUGGCGGACAGGCGGAGUAGCGGUGUCAGUGUAGCGAGUGCAGCCCUACAGUGUGUGCGUGCCGGGCUGGUCACUUACUGGUGCUGCCGCCGCGCCGUGUGUGUGCUCCCGCCUUCCCAGUCCCACCCCCUCACCUCUACAGGACACGCAUCUGCUGCUCACUCAUCCGACACCCUCCACAUCGCAAUUUGAACGGCGAGAGUAAGAUAUGGCACCCUCACGGCCUCUCCCUGACCUACUCUACUUCCCGUCCCUCUUCCUCCUCCUGCUGCUGGCUCUGACCCAUCAAGCGUGCGGCAUCCGGUGCGUGCAGUGCGAGGCGGAGGGGACCCAGGACGAAUGUUUUGUGAAGCCGCCGCCGCCCAUCGAGUGUGGCAGAGGCAUGAAUGUUUGUCUCACCAUCCACACCUACACGCCCGACAGGGAAGACUCGCGUAAGAUGCUGUCACUUGUCCGCACCUGCGCCCCGACUGACAUGGGGUGGGACUGCGAGAGAGGCAGGACGAAGGGCGGCCACCAGAUGGAAGUGUGCCACGAUACUUGUACCUGGGAUGGAUGCAACCACGCUCGCUCCACCGCCGCCUCUGCCCUGGUGGUGGUGACGACAGCUCUCCUCACCAAUGUGCUUCUUCUCUGACCCUUCUCUCAUCUCUCAGCUCACAACCACGGAUGUCCGCGUGACUGGUGCUUUCAUUCCCUCUGUCGCUCUCCUGUUUCCUCAGUCCCGGUGCCUCGGAAUUCUGUGAACUUCGUGACGGCCACCGAAGAGGAAGGCGCUUGUCUCGUUAUGAAUCGUCACGUGAUGCGCUAAAAACUGUGAUGUAAUUUUUAGUAUUGCUUCGAUGUUUUGUGUGUGUAUGUGUGUUCGUGCGCGUGUUUAUGCGUGGAUGUGUAUCCUGUCAUAUGUCGACUUAUGUUCUUGUGUAAGGCUUUUGUGUGAAUGUUUCGUUUAACCAAAUUAUUCAUUCUAGUCACUAUGAUAUAUGUAUGUAGUCGAUAUGUCUUUCAUGCUCGAAUAAAUAUACAGAUGAUCAA
Molecule: messenger RNA, 1059 nt
Organism: Portunus trituberculatus (swimming crab)
Lineage: Eukaryota; Metazoa; Arthropoda; Malacostraca; Decapoda; Portunidae
Exons: 4
Coding region: 233-661 (142 amino acids)
Source: RefSeq, a predicted model, not a curated record